GAUCACGUCAUUUCCGGCAUAGCUCCUUGGCUUGUUAUGAAAAAAUGGCGUCUGGGGCUGUUGUUGACGAUUCCUCAGGCAAAGACGCAAUUGCAGAGGGGAUGUAUAACAUCUUACAACCAGCCGUCCAGCAGCUGGACCUGCAUGUGCACUCAGUCAGAGAAAGCCAAGUGGAACUGAGAGAACACAUUGACAACCUUGCGUCAGAACUAUGCCGGAUAAAUGAACAUCAAAAAGUGGCUCUAGACCUGGACCCAUAUGUAAAGAAGCUUCUCAAUGCAAGACGAAGAGUCGUGCUCGUAAACAACAUUUUACAGAACGCUCAGGAACGUCUAAGAAGACUAAACCAUAAUGUAGCCAAAGAGACUGCGAGAAGGAAGACGAUGCUGGAGGCUUCAGGAGUGUUUAACACUCGCUCCCCCAGUAAACCCUGAGCGUCCACGUCCUCUGCCCAGCAAACACUGAAUUAACCAGAAAGUUUAGGGAACACACGACAUGUUGAUGUCUUGCAUUGCGUCAUCAGAUGUCGUAAUGCAAAUACACUCUGCUUUACCGUAUUCUAAAUCACACACAAGUGGUUGUUUUGUCUCAUGAUGAAGGCAUUUUUUCAACGCUCUCCAGCACGUUUAUAGAAUCUUUUGACAUAUACUACUUUUAUGAAUAAGAACUUUAAAGGAGGCUACUGAAAACUCUUAAUUAUGCAACACUCUUCCCCUUUAGUGCUAUUCCAGUUAUUUAUGAAUGUAUAUCAACAUGUUUUAAUAAUUUUGCCGUCUGUGUAUAAACUGUUCAAGUGGACUGUU
This is a messenger RNA of Entelurus aequoreus (snake pipefish), 803 nucleotides long. RefSeq names its product SNAP associated protein (gene snapin). Gene Ontology annotation, cellular component: synaptic vesicle; BLOC-1 complex; BORC complex. The coding region runs from base 45 to 434 and encodes 129 amino acids. Lineage: Eukaryota; Metazoa; Chordata; Actinopteri; Syngnathiformes; Syngnathidae. Gene Ontology annotation, molecular function: SNARE binding. The record is from RefSeq and is a predicted model, not a curated record. Gene Ontology annotation, biological process: synaptic vesicle exocytosis; lysosome organization; intracellular protein transport. The transcript has 4 exons.